Periconia digitata is the source of this 1617-nucleotide messenger RNA. The record is from the annotation of a GenBank genome assembly. NCBI's taxonomy places the organism in Eukaryota, Fungi, Ascomycota, Dothideomycetes, Pleosporales, Periconiaceae.
AACAUGGCCGAGAUUCCUAAGAAGUGCACUGUGCUCGUUAUCGGCGGCGGCCCGGCCGGUUCCUAUGCCGCAGCGGCCCUGGCACGUGAGGGCAUUGACAUUGUCCUCCUCGAAGCUGAGAAGUUCCCGCGCUACCAUGUAGGCGAGAGUAUGCUUCCGUCGAUUCGGCCCUUGUUGCGAUUCAUCGACUGCGACAAGAAGUUUGACGAUCAUGGCUUCUACAUAAAGAAAGGAGCAACAUUCAAACUCAACUCCAAAGCACCUGGCUCAACCGACUUCAUCGCCGCAGGUGGGCCAGAGAACUACGCCUACAACGUUAUCCGCUCCGAGGCCGAUGACAUCCUCUUCCGCCACGCCGGCUCUCAAGGCGCCAAAAUCUUCGAUGGCGUAAAAGUCACCGGCAUCGAAUUCGCACCCUCGGGCCUGACCGCUGCCAAUGACACCGAAAAGGGCCUUCCUGACCCAGGCCGCCCAACCUCCGUCACUUGGACCACCAAAGCUGGAGCCAGCGGUACCGUCUCCUUCGACUACCUCGUCGACGCUUCCGGCCGCAAUGGCCUCGUCAGCACCAAAUACCUCAAGAACCGCCAGAUGAACCCCGGCGACCAGCUCCAAAGCAUCGCGAACUGGGGAUACUGGACCAAUGGAGGCCAAUACGGAACAGGCACCAAGCAGCAGGGUUUCCCAUACUUUGAAGCGCUGUCUGACCAAACGGGUUGGAUCUGGUACAUCCCCUUGCACAACGGGCAGGUCUCGGUUGGCGUCGUCAAGCACUCCAAGGCUCUGUCCAACAUGAAGAAGGAAACGGGCAUGGAUAGCAAAGGCGUUUACAACCACCACGUCAAGUCCAACCCGGAGAUCAGCAGGCUGUUGAAGGAUGGCGAGCUGGUCAGCGAUAUCAAGACGGCGUCGGACUGGUCGUACAGCGCGGGUGCGUACGCGAGUCCGUAUGUGCGCAUGGCGGGCGAUGCGGCCUGCUUCAUCGACCCGUUCUUCUCGUCGGGCGUGCACUUGGCGUUGAAUGCUGGCCUGUCGGCUGCCGCGACGAUAUGCUCGUCGUUGAGGGGAGAGACGUCCGAGUUGACGGCUGCCAAGUGGCAUUCUAGGAGGGUCGAUGCGUCGUACUCGCGCUUCCUGAUUGUCGUCACCAGCGCGCUGAAGCAGAUUCUCCAGGGCGACGAGCCCGUGAUUUCGGAUUUCGACGAGGGCGAUUUCGAUCGCGCGUUCCAGCAUUUCAAGCCCGUCAUCCAAGGCGCCGUAGACGUAAACACAAAAUUCGGCCAAUCCGAAGUCCUCCAAACGCUAAACUUCUGCAUGGGCGCCCUGGCCCACAGCAACAACUCCAAAGCAAAAGAAGACAUCAUGGAGAACAUGCGCGCGCUCGCGGCCGGCGAAAAGGGCGAAGUCACGUCCGCCGAAUACAAGCUCGCCAUCGAAAAGGCCGAAUCCAUCCUGUCAAAGGACCAGCUCAAGUACCUCAACGACAUCCGGAACCACCAGAACGAUCUCGUGCGGUUCGAUGUGUUGAAUUUGGACGGCGCGUCUGGGUUCGAUGUUUUGGAUGGGUACUCGACGAACCUUGUCACGGGGCAACUUGGGUUGAAGAAGUCCAAGUAA